Trichobilharzia szidati is the source of this 1775-nucleotide messenger RNA. The record is from the annotation of a GenBank genome assembly. Lineage: Eukaryota; Metazoa; Platyhelminthes; Trematoda; Strigeidida; Schistosomatidae.
UGUGUCAAAUAUAUACAUGCAUACAUAUAUAUGACAUGAAAUGUCGUCUAUCAUAAUUUCUUCUUGUGCAUCUAACAUAUCUAAAGGUAACAAAAGUAUUACAUUAUGCAAUCCAAUCACAAAACCUACUGAUUGGAAAUCAAUAAGUGAUAUUAUAACGGUAUUAUUAGUUCUCAUCAAUCUAGUCACAUUUAUCGGUAAUCUACUAGUCAUUCUGUCUGUGGCUACAGUGAACAAACUGAGAAAGAUUUCCGACCAGUAUAUAGCUUCACUUGCAUUAGCCGAUCUACUUGUUUCACUUUUUGUCCUACCAUUUGCAGUGAUACGCCAAAAUCUUGGUUACUGGCCAUUCAAAUCAAUAUAUCUGUGUCAGUUUUAUAUAUCUGCUGAUAUAUUCACAUGCUUGGCGUCUAUCCUGAAUUUAUGCUGUAUAUCAAUGGAUCGAUAUGUAGCUAUCAGCCAUCCAUUAAAGUAUAUCACCCGACGAAGUCGUCGUAACUCUUUUCUUAUGAUAGCAAUAGCAUGGAUUAUGCCAAUUAUUGCUAUAUUACCGCCUUUAAUUGGAUCAGAUGAACAUAUAGUUGGUAUUGGUUGUUGUUACAUUACUUAUAAUAAGGGAUAUCGAAUUUACUCAUCACUGAUAGCAUAUUUUUUUCCUUUAACAAUGAUUGCAUAUGUUCAUUUAAGGAUCUUUUAUAUAAUUAAAGCAAGAUCAAAAACACUUCAAGGAUAUAAACGCAACUCAAGAAAUCAAGGUUGUUGUGAAUGGCUAUGGGAACAGUGUGUAGAUCAUCAUCCAAAACCAAGUAGAUCACGUGAAAUCAGAGAAGCAGAUGCAAAAACUGAUAGUUCUAAACCUACCAUGGAUGAUAUUGAUAGUUAUUAUCGAAGUGUCAUAGAAGUGGAAUCCUCUACACUAAGUUAUUCAUGCAAAUCUACUGAACAAAAUCAUCAUCAAACAAAUGGAAUGCAUUCAAAUUCUGUGCAUAAAACAUUCAGUGUUUCUUCACUUACAGAAAUGGAAAUUUACAGUCCAGAACCAGUUGACUCUAAUUUAAAACUUUUGCAUACAUUUCAAGUACCUACUUCACAAUAUGAAAUACAGACUCAGGUAGAUUGCACUGAAACAACAAAAAAUCACACUAUAAAAAUAAAUUCGAAUUUUGAGGCAAUCAAUCUGGAAGUUUUAAAAUCCGGUGAGCGUAUUCAGCAUUUCAUUUAUGAACAACAACAACAAGACAAUGAUUAUAAUUCAAAACAUCAAGUCACCUCCUCCUCCUAUAUUCCCAGAAAUUCUUCACUAACUACAAGCAGUCAGGUUGACAAAAAAAAGAAACAAAGCAGAGGAGUGAGAUUCUAUCGUUAUCAAGAGAAGUGUAUAUAUAACAGAGAAAAAAAGAGUGUAAGAACAGUGACAAUAGUGGUGGGAUGUUUUUUUCUAUGCUGGACGCCUUUCUUUUCUUUCUAUCUCGGUGAGGCAUUAUUUGACUGUACAUUUUCUGAGGAAUUAUAUGCUAUAGUUACAUGGCUGGGAUAUUUAAAUAGCAUUUUCAAUCCUUUUAUAUAUGCUUUUUAUAAUAAGGAAUAUGCUAAUGCUUUUGUGCAGAUUAUACAUUUGAGGUGUUAAGUUAAGCAUCACUCUUUAUAAAGAAGGCAAGUCAUCAGAUCAUCAUUAUAAGUGUUAGUUUUAGGAAAUUAUUCUUUUUGGAGAUGAAUAAUGCAUGAUGUUAAACAAAUAUACCAAAGUUUUGUUUGUUUGUUUUUGUCAAUAAACU